UGAUUUCCUCCACAAUAUUAUUAUACGAAAAGUAGAAGAAAAAAUUAAAAAGAGGAAAUUUGGGCUCCUCUUUGUCAGUCCGUGCAUUGUGUGGCAAUCUACAGCUUGUCAGCCUUUUCCCCCCAAUCUCUCCUCUUUUCUCCUUCCUCUCUGUGUCUGUCUACUGCUUCUUCCUUCCUGGUCCUCGAUCUGGUUCAAAUUUGGGCUUUCUAUCUCUGAGAAACGGCGGCGUUUCUGACCAUCUUCCCUGCUUCUCCCUGCAAACAGCAACUGGAGAAGGUGUUGACUUCCUUUGCCCUUUGGGCUCUUGGGAGCCUGAGCACGAUAAGUUGAAUGAAGAUGGAGACUUGCCCGUCGAUUCCCCCAGCUUCGAAUUCUGCCUAUUUGCAGAAAUUCAGACUCUAUGAGACUCGUUCGCACUUGUAUAUGAUUGGAAGAGACAAAAGCAGAAACUUUUGGAAGGUGUUAAAGAUCGAUCGAUCUGACCUAUCUGAAUUGAAUAUCCUAGAAGAUCCGACUUCAUACAGCGAAAUUGAAUGCUGUGACUUGUUACGGAGAAUACAUGAAGGAAAUAAGACAAUUGGUGGACUGAAGUUUGUUACCGUUUGCUAUGGAAUAGUUGGGUUCAUUAAAUUUUUGGGGCCUUAUUACAUGUUGGUGAUAACCCAAAGAAGGAAGAUUGGUGCUAUUUGUGGCCAUUCAAUCUAUGCAAUCGCCAGGAGCGAGAUGAUCCCAGUUCCUGUGCAGUCGAAUAUGACUAAUUCUAAGAAUGAGAACAGGUCUUUUGUCUAUUUUGCAUGUAACUGGAACAAAUACUUGGUACUUUUAAGGAGACUUGUCAGAUUGGUUCUCAACACUACUCACUGUUUCUUUGUAAUUAGUCGAGGACCUUCUGAUAGUCAUGAUUGUUUUAUUUUUCUUCCAGUGAAUUGUUUGGGACCAAUAAUAUGGGUUUCCUGUCAUUAUCAAUUUAGAGUAGGCAUUUUCAAAGUUGCAGAAGUGAUUUCUGUACUAUAUUUGUCGGCGCGUGUUAAUUAAUGGCGCAGGGAUCUAUUAUUCAAGCUUAUUUAUAGUUCUUCCACUAGCAUUAUCUAUUUCUUCGUUCUUGGUGCUUCUUCUGCUUCUUUAUUUAUGCAUUAUUAGAAGUAGCUAUUUUCUUCUUGUUAGUUUCCGUGAUCUAUAGUAGCUGUUGCCUGUUGGUCUUGUUAUGUACAGAACAAAACUUCAUUGCUAGUGUAAUGUUAAUAUAACGUAUUGAAUGAAGCAAGGUAUUGGCAAGAGUUUGUGGGGGAAUGAGUCAGUUUCUUUGUUUCAGUUAAUUUCUGAUUAGCAAAUUUUACCUAGUUGCUCUGCAUAAUAUUUUCUCUCUCAUUUUGACGUUUCAUGAAUCGACUAACUUCUCUUGCCUUGUUCUUUGUUUUCUUCUUUUUCUCUUGAUGAACAAAUAGAUACAAGAAGCUUCUUUGCAUGGUGGAUCUUACAAGGGACUUCUUUUUCAGCUAUUCAUACAAUGUUAUGCAUAGUCUUCAAAAGAAUUUAUGUAAUAGUGAGACAGGAAGGCUUCAUUAUGAGACCAUGUUUGUCUGGAAUGAAUUCUUGACUCGAGGAAUCAGACAGAGCCUCAAGAACUCUACCUGGACAGUGGCACUAGUACACGGGUUCUUUAAGCAGGUGAAAUUAUCGGUGUCUGGAAGGGACUUUAAGCUGACUCUCAUUUCCAGACGGUCACGUCAUUAUGCUGGAACAAGAUAUUUGAAGCGUGGGAUAAAUGAGAAAGGAAGGGUUGCUAAUGAUGUUGAGACUGAACAAAUUGUGUUUGAAGAUUCUCCUGAAGGGCAUUCAGUCCAAAUAAGUUCUGUUGUCCAGAACCGAGUAUCAAAGAAGGAUAAAGCCUAUGAGGCGACUAGGCUCCAUUUUGAAAAUCUUGCAAAGAGAUAUGGGAAUCCUAUAAUCAUUUUGAAUCUAAUAAAGACACAUGAAACAAAACCCCGAGAAAGUAUACUCCGAGCAGAGUUUGCAAGUGCAAUCAGGUUUCUCAACAUGAGCUUACCGAAGGAGAAUCGUCUAAGGUUCCUUCACUGGGAUCUGAACAAACACUCUAGAAGAGGUACCAACGUAUUGUCACUUCUUGGAAGAGUGGCUGCAUAUGCUUUGAACUUGACGGGCAUCUUCUAUUGUGAAGUCUCGUCUAGUCCGAGACGUGAGGGCUUACCAAAUGAUGUCUGUUCGAAGGAACGCCAUACAAUUGAAUGUGACAAUUCGAGCGAGUCUGGUCCAGUAAUCAACGACUUAAAUAAUGAUGAUAAUAAGGAAAACAAGGUCAAGGAACCUACUCUUCAGAAGGGGGUCUUGAGGACCAACUGCAUAGACUGUUUGGAUCGCACCAAUGUUGCUCAGUAUGCUUAUGGUUUGGCGGCUCUCGGAAAGCAGCUGGAUGCACUCGGGUUUGUGGAAUUCCCAAAUAUCAAUCUGGAUAACCCAUUAGCAGAGAAUUUGAUGCGCCUAUAUGAAUUAAUGGGUGACACUCUCGCUCGACAGUAUGGAGGAUCCGCUGCGCACAAUAAGAUAUUUUCUGAGAGAAGAGGUCAGUGGAAAGCUGCAACUCAGUCCCAAGAGUUCUUCAGGACUCUACAGAGAUACUACAGUAAUGCAUACGUCGAUGCUCAGAAACAAGAUGCUAUUAACAUAUUCCUGGGCUACUUUCAGCCGCAGCCAGGAAAGCCAGCACUGUGGGAAUUGGACUCGGAUCACCAUUACAAUAUUGGAGGUCGUAAUCCUGAUUUGCGUGUUGAGAAUGCCAGGUCAUUGAUUAAGAGAUCAAUGUCUGAUGGAAAUCUACUAUUUGAAAGUGAAAGUGACUCAAUUGAGACGCAUACCAGAGUUGGACAGAAUUUACUCUUGGUCGAUAAACAACGAGGCGGUGAUAAGGGUUUCUCAGACUCUUCCCCCGAGAUCUCGACUUGUGAUAGUGACCUCUCUUACUCCAGGUUUAAUCCAUCGAUGACUCCCAAGCAGCUCUUUGAAGAUAUAGAAGAAGACCAAUACGAAAGUUGUCCCAUUUAUUACGAUGAACAUGGGGAUACGAGUAGCUGCUCAAAUUUCCUCGAUCUAGAGUGGCUCUCUUCAUCGGGGAAUUCCUGCGAUGAAGAUCCAAGCGACAGGUCUAUUGCUGGUCUGUCGUCUGAGAAUCUUGUGAAUGAAGCCAGAACAGAGAUGUCUUCAGCUGCAAGUGACUCCGGCUCUAGCUUGCUGGGAAGUUACCGCGCUGGUAGUAGCGAACUCGGGUGCAAUGAGUUGGUCGGUUAUUCACAACGGUUUGUUCACUGGGUAAACGAUGGCGUCACCAUGUUCCACUGAAAUGACAUUUCGAAUUUUGACUCGAGCUUCCCUGAAAUUGAUUCCCAUCCUAAGGAUGUGGAUUCACGGACAGAAGAACACAGAAAAUAAGAGCAAGAGUUGGGUGCGCUCACAUACUACAGCUGACGUCGUCGUGGCAGGCAUUAUCAUAUGUCGAUAACAGUUCCAAUGAGCAUUGGCUUGUCUGAGUUGUGAGGAAUGCCGGUUUGAUAAAUGAGCUGCCAGAGUCUCGUGAUUCAUUGGGACUUUUUAAGCAGUAAAAGGUUCCCCCAGAAACAAGAAAUCUGGAAGCAAACCGCCUUGUACAUAGUUGCUACCAUUAGACCUCCCAUUAUAGUGUUUCAGAAAUGAAUCUGCAUAGCAACAGUUGAUGAUAAGCUGACUGAGGUAUACUAUUUCGUCCGGCUGAGAUCUGGACUUCAAUUUACUUAUGGCUACUCUGCAAACCUUAAGGUCCUAAACUAGAAGAGAAUUACUUGGUUGCCUGAAUAAGAUUGGUUCUUUCAGUCGCCCAGGAACAAGGACUGCUUGGAAAGCAAUGGACAUGGACGCUUUGGUCAGUUCCAUUAAUCAGAGCACCAGAACCACCAUUGUUUGUGUUAGGAAGAACAUAAUUGAUAUAAAGGAGAACGACUCCAGAAUUUAAGUAUAAGCGAUCAGAGUCGCUUUGAUGCAGCAAUUGUCGAGAAGAAAGUAG
Molecule: messenger RNA, 4054 nt
Organism: Linum tenue
Lineage: Eukaryota; Viridiplantae; Streptophyta; Magnoliopsida; Malpighiales; Linaceae
Source: the annotation of a GenBank genome assembly